UUUCUAGGGACCCGGAGCCGGGGCGGGCCACCGCCAGGAAGUGACGACAGAACUGGGCGGCUCACCGGAAGUAGCCUGGGAAAGGUCACGGAGACAGAAUGGAGCCGGAGAUUCGCAACCUGCGGGACUUCCUGUUGGUAUAUAACAAAAUGACAGAAACCUGCUUCAACAAGUGUGUGACCAACCUCAACUACAGGAGCAUCACAUUGACUGAGGAGAAUUGCAUCAACAAUUGUGCUGGUAAAUUAAUCCACACCAACCAUCGGUUAAUGAGUUCCUAUGUCCAGCUCAUGCCAACCAUUGUUCAAAGAAGAAUCUCUGACUAUGAGGCAAAAGCUGCUGAGGUCGUGCAGCAAUCAAAUGUGAAUCUGCCUGCAUCAGAGGGCCAAAGUAACGUUGCUGAAAUUGUACCAGGGGACUUGGAAAAUUCUGUUAUCCCUAACCCACUGAAUCAGACUAACCCUGGCUCUCCCAACCAGAGUUAGUUACUUGCUCCCAGUGUCACCCGGCAGUAAUUCUUUCACUUACUCUUACGUGCACAGAUUGAGUGAUUCCUUCCAACUUCCAGCGAAUCAAACAGCAUCAGUGGGAGCUGAUGUGUAACAGAAAAUCGACAGAUCCAGCACAAUAUCUACACACUUGCCUGGCAUUUUAAACAGGUAGUUGGACUUGUGUUGACAGAAGCUGGAGCCACAGAUUUGGUGGAGUGUGAUGUGGAAUGGGCAAAACUGGGACUGACCACAACUAUUAGACAGUGACAAGACUGGAAACCAAAGGUCAUACUGACCAGAAUAGCCAGAGUGUUUCACAUUGGCUGUGAAAGUGAAAACGCAACUCCUGAAUGCUGAACUGUUAACAUCUUAAACCAAAAAGGAGCUCAGAGAGCCAAGGCAUGGAACUGAUUAAAGUUAGUUUCAUUGAAAA
Molecule: messenger RNA, 924 nt
Organism: Rhincodon typus (whale shark)
Lineage: Eukaryota; Metazoa; Chordata; Chondrichthyes; Orectolobiformes; Rhincodontidae
Gene: timm10b
Product: translocase of inner mitochondrial membrane 10 homolog B (yeast)
Exons: 3
Coding region: 99-485 (128 amino acids)
Cellular component (GO): mitochondrial intermembrane space chaperone complex
Source: RefSeq, a predicted model, not a curated record